AACAGAAAAAUAUAAUUUUGAAAAAUCCUCCACCUCAAGCAAAUUAUCCAUCUCUCCGAAACGUCGUUUUCCACUUCCCCGGGCUUUUUUCUUUGCUUUUCUCCUUCCUUCUUCAGCCCCUCCUCAUCGCCGGCGACCCUUUCUACCCCGAUCGUCUCCCCAGCCCCCAAAUCCUCUUCCUCCCUCUUGACGAAGAGAAAUGACUUUCACAACCCAUUUCAGCCACUGCUCCACUUCUUGUAACGACAACUCCAAGCUAUUCAGCAGCAGUAGCAGGAGUUCCCCUGCCAUUCAUUAUCGCUUCUCCGGCUCAAGAAGACUGUGCCGCUACCGGAUCAAUUCCGCCAACGGGAAUCCUCUGAAAGCUUUGCCCUCACUUCCCAUCUCGGAAUCAGCAGCCGAUUAUGAUUAUGAUGAUAAUGUUGAAACGGGGGAUUCUCAUUCCACUCUGAGCAUAACAGUGGUCGGAGCUUCAGGGGAUCUUGCGAAGAAGAAGAUAUUCCCCGCGCUUUUCGCUCUUUACUAUGAAGAUUGGCUCCCUCAGGGUGUUUGGAUAUGCUCGAACUAAAAUGACGGAUGAGGAGCUGAGGAACAUGAUCAGCCGUACAUUGACUUGCAGAGUGGACAAGAGGGAGGAUUGCGAGCAGAAGAUGAACAACUUCCUGGGAAGAUGCUUCUACCAGGCUGGACAGUACAGCUCCGAGGAACACUUUGCUGAGUUGGACACCAAGCUCAAGGAGAAGGAGGGAGGGAAAUCGUCCAACAGGCUAUUUUACUUGUCUAUUCCACCAAACAUAUUUGUUGAUGUGGUACGAUGUGCAAGCCUUAGAGCCUCCUCUGCCACUGGCUGGACGAGGGUUAUUGUGGAGAAGCCAUUUGGCCGUGACUCGGAGUCGUCUGCUGAGCUCACUAAAUGCUUGAAGCAGUACCUAACUGAGGAACAAAUCUUCAGGGUCAGGCAAUAUCUUGAGGGACAGGUCACUUCAAAGGAAUCAGCAUUUGCCCCGAUUGAUCAUUAUUUGGGGAAAGAGCUGGUAGAGAAUCUAUCAGUGCUUCGUUUCUCGAACCGGGUUUUCGAGCCUCUUUGGUCUCGAGACUACAUUCGCAAUGUGCAGCUUAUAUUCUCUGAAGAUUUUGGUACAGAAGGCCGAGGAGGCUAUUUUGACAACUACGGGAUCAUAAGGGACAUAAUGCAGAACCAUUUGCUUCAGAUUCUGACAUUGUUUGCAAUGGAGACUCCUGUCAGCUUAGAUGCUGAAGACAUUAGGAAUGAAAAGGUGAAGGUACUAAGGUCAAUGAAAACUCUGCAACUUGAGGAUGUAACCCUUGGCCAAUACAAAGGGUUCAGCAAGGGUGGGAAAUUAUACCCUGGUUAUACAGAUGACCCAACAGUGCCAAAGGAUAGCAUUACACCAACAUUUGCAGCUGCAGCUCUCUUUAUCAAUAAUGCUAGGUGGGAUGGUGUUCCCUUUCUCAUGAAAGCAGGCAAAGCUCUCCAUACCAAGAGGGCUGAGAUAAGAGUGCAGUUCAGGCACGUCCCAGGCAAUCUGUACAAGAGAAACUUCGGAACUGAUCUGGAUAAGGCUACUAACGAGCUGGUGCUCCGAGUUCAACCUGAUGAAGCCAUAUAUCUAAAGAUCAACAACAAAGUCCCUGGCUUGGGGAUGAGACUUGACCGCAGUGACCUCAAUUUGCUCUACAAGGCCAGGUAUCCAAGAGAAAUACCAGAUGCGUACGAGAGGCUGCUGUUGGACGCCAUAGAAGGGGAGAGGAGGCUGUUCAUAAGAAGCGAUGAGCUGGACGCUGCAUGGGCAUUGUUUUCGCCAAUGUUGAAGGAAUUGGAGGAGAAGAGAAUAGUUCCAGAGCUGUAUCCAUAUGGGAGCAGAGGCCCAGUUGGGGCCCAUUAUCUUGCCGCAAAGCAUGAUGUGCGAUGGGGAGAUCUUAGUGGUGAUGACUCUUAGUAUGCGGUUCUGGUGCUCUUCUUGUGAUUCUAAACUUGCAUUCUGAUAGAAUCUGAUAAAAUUAAUUAUUAACAAUUUCAAAUUAUGGUUAACGUCAUCACGUUUACUUUAUACAUCAUUGUCAUAAACAUAAAUCAAUUCCACGAACCAACUUAUGGUAAAUAAAAAAAUUUCGCACUUAUAAAAAAAAAAAAAAAAAUUUGCACUUCCUGGCCGAAAGUAAGAUCGGGCUUGUAGAGGUGUAUGUUGAGACAAACGAUGUUGGUCAGUGUGGAGCU
Messenger RNA from Linum tenue, 2239 nucleotides. Lineage: Eukaryota; Viridiplantae; Streptophyta; Magnoliopsida; Malpighiales; Linaceae. The record is from the annotation of a GenBank genome assembly.